GUUUUUUGCAAGUUUUUGCAUACGAAAACGACAUCCGGUAAAAAACCAGUAAAAUUAGUACUGGAUUUACUGGAUAGUGUGUACGCGAACAGGGCUAUUGUAGAUGUAGAAUAAUGAAGAUCAACGAAAAGAACUUGUGUGUUUUCGCUACCAGUCCUCCGUUUGAUUGCGAAGGAUUUUUAAAUAAAAGGGGAGAGGUGAACAAGGCUUUUCAACGAAGAUAUUUUGUGCUUAAAGGAAACUUACUUUUUUAUUUUGAAAAGAAAGGCGAUAAAGAACCAUUAGGCCUAAUAAUUGUAGAGGGUUGUACCAUAGAGUUAUCGGAAGAAAGUGACCAAUAUUGUUUUGAAAUAGCUUUCAAUGGCAAUCGUACUUAUAUUUUAAGCGCAGAUUCUCAGGAGUGUAUGGAGACCUGGAUGAAGGCUUUGACCUGUGCAGGUUAUGAGUACAAGAAAAUGGUUGUUGCUGAGCUGCAGCGGCAAUUGGCAGAGAUUGAGUGUUCGCGUGACAGUAAGUUACACACUAACAUACAGCUGUGCAUAAAUAGUGAUAAAAAAGAUUAAGGUUUGCAUAAGAAUGGGGACGUCAAAUUUCUGCUUUUAUGAUAUAAGGAGAAUGUUUAGUUAUUUGCGCACUGUUUUUGUGUUAGAGGGCGUAGGGGAGGCGGCGUGGCACUUGAUAUCCAACCCACUAGAAAAAAACACAAAUCAAACCUUGUAAAGUCACCUCCCGAUCCCUUGAAAACCUUCAACAUGCCCCUGGGGAACCAUUGGAAAUUAAUUAAUCCCAACCGCUUUUUACUCUCCAUUCCCGCCC
Molecule: messenger RNA, 816 nt
Organism: Rhagoletis zephyria (snowberry fruit fly)
Lineage: Eukaryota; Metazoa; Arthropoda; Insecta; Diptera; Tephritidae
Gene: IPIP
Product: Inositol phosphatase interacting protein
Biological process (GO): endosome organization; retrograde transport, endosome to Golgi; receptor recycling
Cellular component (GO): trans-Golgi network; early endosome; recycling endosome
Source: RefSeq, a predicted model, not a curated record